Messenger RNA from Laccaria bicolor S238N-H82, 294 nucleotides. Its product is annotated as polysaccharide lyase family 14 protein. The transcript is spliced from 2 exons. The record is from RefSeq and is a predicted model, not a curated record. The coding region runs from base 1 to 294 and encodes 97 amino acids. NCBI's taxonomy places the organism in Eukaryota, Fungi, Basidiomycota, Agaricomycetes, Agaricales, Hydnangiaceae.
AUGAAGCUGGACAGGCCGAAAUCCGUUGGUGAAUUAUACGCCUACAUCCCACCAACACCACGCAACGCACACCAGCUAUCACGAGUCCCCCCACUUUCGAAGGAGAACAGAGAUUAUGGAUAUUCCGUUGGCAGAGGCUCUUUUCACCUCGAUCGUGCUGUAGGACGGUGGAUGAGCGUUGCGUUUCGAGUCAAGUUGAAUGAUGUUGGGGAGGAGAACGGCGAAAUAACACUCUACAUCGACGGCUCCCUCGUUAUAUCCAUCGACGGAUUAUCCCUCCGGACUUCUGAGUAG